CGAACUUGCCUGCAAUGCAUCGUAUCCCCUUUUUCUCAGCUCAGCUCUGCAAGCUCAACUUGACAUCGAGGAGCCGACGACUUCUAUUUCUCCGCCUUUCUUUACUGUGUUUCCUUCAGUUUUGGGAGGACGCAGUCUGUUGGGUGCGAAAUCUGCCACUGGUAGCUUUUGCUCGCAACGGCUUUUACCGUUUUGAAUUACUUCGACACGCUCGUUUGACCCGUUUUAAUAUUCGCAUCACCGAAUAUCAUACGCGCCCGCGCGACCCCUGAGCACGGCUACAUCACAGGUUGUCCCGUCUUGCGCAGGUAGACAAGGGCGAACAAUAACAACAUGGCCUCUGGAUACGACAGGGCCGCUGUCGUCUCCGGCGCCGAUCUGGGCGACGCGGCCAGGCGACGCAAUGUUCCGGGCACGCCGCAACAGGUCCUCGUCCCCCAGCAGCAAGCCGAUGACAAGAAGAGGGCGCCAAAGCAACUGUCCGUUCUCCAAUUCCUCGACCAGUGGGAAUGGGUCAUUGCCCCGAUCGUCUUCACCGCUCUCGCCUUCUUCACCCGUCUCUACAAGAUUGGCCUCUCCCCAAUUGUGACAUGGGACGAAGCUCACUUUGGAAAGUUCGGCAGCCACUACCUGAAGCGCGAAUUCUACUUCGACGUGCAUCCCCCCGCCGGAAAGCUCCUCGUCGGCCUCAGCGGCUAUCUCGCCGGGUACAAUGGUUCCUUCGAGUUUAAGUCAGGCGAGACCUACCCGCCCGAGCUGAACUACACCUUCAUGCGCCAGUUCAACGCCUUCUGGGGCGCCGUCUGCGUGCCAAUGGCUUACUGGACCGCCAAGGAGCUCAAGCUGCGCCGCGCCGCCGUCUGGCUUGUCACUCUGAUGGUCCUCUGCGAGAACUCGUAUACCACCAUCAGCCGUUUCAUUCUCCUCGAUUCAAUGCUCCUAUUUGGCACCGUCGCCACCACCCUCUGCUGGGCCAAGUUCCACAACCAGCGCAGGAACAGCUUCGAGCCGGAGUGGUUCUUCUGGCUGUUCAUGACUGGCCUGAGCAUCGGUUUUGUCACUAGCGUCAAGCUGGUGGGCCUCUUCGUCACGGCUCUUGUCGGCCUGUACACCAUUGAGGAUCUGUGGAACAAGUUCGGCGACACCAAGAUGCCCAUACCCGUACUGGGUGCGCACGUCGCCGCCCGCGUUGUUGGCCUCAUCAUCCUGCCCUUCCUCGUCUAUCUGCUGAGCUUUGCCAUCCAUUUCGCCGUGCUCACCAACAGCGGCCCUGGCGACGCCCAGAUGUCUUCGCUCUUCCAGGCCAAUCUUCGCGGCACUGAGGUCGGCAGGGACAGCCCCUUGGAGGUUGCCUACGGCUCAAUGGUCACCAUUAAGAACAUGGGUUACGGCGGCGGUCUGCUCCACUCCCACGUCCAGACGUAUCCUGAGGGCUCCACCCAGCAGCAAGUGACGUGCUACCACCACAAGGAUGCCAACAACAACUGGUUCUUCUAUCCCAACCGCCGCGACGCCCCCUAUGACCCUGCGGCCGACCCUCGCUUCAUCGCCGACGGCGAGACUAUCCGUUUGCUUCACUCGCAGACCGGCCGAAACCUGCACUCGCACCAGAUCGCUGCUCCCAUCUCCAAGUCUCACUGGGAGGUUUCGUGUUACGGCAACGCGACCAUCGGCGAUGAAAAGGACCACUGGAAGGUUGAAGUUGUCAGCGACGUCGCCUCGCGCGACAGGAGCAGGAUCCGUACUCUCACCACCGCUUUCCGCCUGAAGCACGAGGUUCUGGGCUGCUAUCUCCGCGCUGGCAACGUCAACCUGCCUCAGUGGGGCUUCAAGCAGAUCGAGGUCACCUGUACUAAGGAGAACAACCCACGCGAUACCUACACCCAUUGGAACAUUGAGGCCCACGUCAACGAGAAGCUGCCUCCUGGUGACCCUGGCCAGUACAAAUCUCCCUUCCUGAAGGACUUUAUCCACCUGAACGUCGCCAUGAUGACCUCCAACAACGCCCUCGUCCCCGACCCUGACAAGCAAGACGACCUGGCCUCGCAGUGGUGGCAGUGGCCCAUCCUGCACGUCGGCCUGCGCAUGUGCAGCUGGGACGACAAGAUCGUCAAGUACUUUUUGCUCGGCAACCCCGUGGUCUACUGGGGCUCAACCGCCGCCCUCGGCGUCUUCGCCUUGCUCGUCGUGUGGUACACGCUCCGCUGGCAGCGCGGCUACCGCGAGCUGUCGCAGCCCGAGAUUGACCAGAUCCACUACGCCGGCUUGUACCCCGUCGCCGGCUGGUUCCUGCACUACCUGCCCUUCGUCAUCAUGGCCCGCGUUACGUACGUGCACCACUACUACCCGGCGCUGUACUUUGCUAUCCUGACGUUCGGCUUCCUGGCCGACUGGUUCCUCCGCAACCAGAAGACGGCUGUGCAGUGGGGUGUGUAUGCGGUGCUCUACGCCACUGUCAUCGGGCUGUAUAUCUAUUUCAUGCCCAUCUGCUGGGGCAUGACGGGGCCGAAUAAGAAGUACAGCUACAUGAAGUGGUUUGACACGUGGAGAAUGUCGGAUGCGUGAGGAGAGGAUGAAGAAGUGUGGCUGGAGGAUAAGAGGGUCGAUCUAAUCUCAUCCGUCGUGUACGAUGAUAUCAAAGUUGUCUGAGUGAGAUGGGAAGGAGGGGAGGCUCGCCCUGGAAUUGAACCGGCCAUGCAUGGUCCAUGCCAUCUCUGCUCUGAAUGGUGUUUUCUUAGAUCUAGUGCCGGUCUGGGCUUUAUUUGGUUCCAUUGGGAGGCGUGCGAGCAAACAAAAUAAAGCAUAAAGGAAGGAAAUGGGAAUCGAAGGUAAAAGGGAGAUGUGGCGAAAGCUAUGCUGAGUGCUCUGAGGGAGAACGGGAGUCAACCUAGCUAGCUACUCCCUAGACUCUAUAAUUUCCAAGCGAAGGUCUCUUUUGUUAGACGGG
Molecule: messenger RNA, 2947 nt
Organism: Parathielavia appendiculata
Lineage: Eukaryota; Fungi; Ascomycota; Sordariomycetes; Sordariales; Chaetomiaceae
Product: glycosyltransferase family 39 protein
Exons: 6
Coding region: 334-2565 (743 amino acids)
Biological process (GO): protein O-linked glycosylation via mannose
Cellular component (GO): endoplasmic reticulum; membrane
Molecular function (GO): dolichyl-phosphate-mannose-protein mannosyltransferase activity
Source: RefSeq, a predicted model, not a curated record